Homo sapiens (human) is the source of this 2919-nucleotide messenger RNA. RefSeq names its product flavin containing dimethylaniline monoxygenase 4 (gene FMO4). Gene Ontology annotation, molecular function: N,N-dimethylaniline monooxygenase activity; monooxygenase activity; flavin adenine dinucleotide binding. Bases 382 to 1791 code for a protein of 469 amino acids. The record is from RefSeq and is a predicted model, not a curated record. The transcript has 10 exons. Gene Ontology annotation, cellular component: endoplasmic reticulum membrane. Lineage: Eukaryota; Metazoa; Chordata; Mammalia; Primates; Hominidae.
ACACAACUUUUUUUCCUUAGUCUGUAUACUUUCUGCUGUCACUAGCAUAACAGAAAAGACGAAUGGCUUUUGUUUUAAACUGAGGGCACUUUUACAAAAGUCAUCUUUCCAUUUAUUUUUCUUUCAGAAAAAAGAAUUUGGGUUUUGAGCUUUUUUAAAAAAAAAAGACAAACACUUUCCUUGACUUUGAGAAAUAAUUUAAGUCAAAGAAUCUGCUCUAUGCUAACCAAGAGAUAGAGCACAGCAAAGAUCUGCCAGCCCCAGGCCUCUACCUAGUGGCCUGGAAAUUCAAGUAUUCUUAUUGGUGGAGGCCAUUUGUUUCUGAUUAGAAGCUGUCUAAACCUCCUACUCCUCAACUCAAAGGAAAACACAGAGCAUACCAUGGCCAAGAAAGUUGCAGUGAUUGGAGCUGGUGUGAGUGGCCUCUCCUCCAUCAAAUGCUGUGUGGAUGAGGACCUGGAGCCCACCUGCUUUGAGAGAAGUGAUGACAUUGGGGGAUUAUGGAAGUUUACUGAAUCUUCCAAAGAUGGGAUGACCAGGGUCUAUAAGUCAUUAGUGACAAAUGUCUGUAAGGAAAUGUCAUGUUACAGUGACUUCCCUUUCCACGAAGAUUAUCCUAAUUUCAUGAACCAUGAAAAAUUUUGGGACUAUCUCCAAGAAUUUGCUGAGCACUUUGACCUCCUGAAAUACAUUCAGUUUAAGACCACUGUGUGCAGCAUAACGAAGCGUCCAGACUUCUCCGAAACUGGUCAGUGGGAUGUUGUCACAGAGACAGAGGGCAAGCAAAAUAGAGCUGUCUUUGAUGCUGUUAUGGUUUGCACUGGACAUUUCCUGAAUCCCCAUUUACCUUUGGAAGCCUUUCCUGGAAUUCAUAAGUUUAAAGGUCAGAUCCUGCAUAGUCAAGAGUACAAGAUCCCAGAAGGCUUUCAGGGCAAACGCGUCUUGGUGAUUGGUCUUGGGAACACUGGAGGAGACAUUGCUGUGGAACUCAGUCGAACGGCAGCUCAGGUACUUCUCAGUACUAGAACUGGUACCUGGGUUCUUGGGCGCUCUUCAGAUUGGGGCUAUCCUUAUAAUAUGAUGGUUACAAGAAGAUGCUGUAGUUUUAUUGCACAAGUUCUGCCUUCACGUUUUCUAAACUGGAUUCAAGAAAGGAAGUUGAAUAAGAGAUUUAAUCAUGAGGAUUAUGGAUUAAGUAUUACCAAAGGGAAAAAAGCAAAAUUCAUUGUGAAUGAUGAGCUGCCAAACUGUAUCCUCUGUGGGGCAAUCACUAUGAAAACCAGCGUGAUUGAAUUUACAGAAACCUCUGCUGUCUUUGAAGAUGGGACAGUGGAAGAAAACAUUGAUGUUGUGAUCUUCACUACAGGAUAUACAUUUUCUUUUCCAUUUUUUGAAGAACCUCUUAAAAGCCUCUGUACAAAGAAGAUAUUUCUAUACAAGCAAGUCUUUCCCUUAAACCUAGAGAGAGCGACAUUAGCCAUCAUCGGCCUUAUCGGCCUUAAAGGAUCCAUCUUAUCAGGCACAGAGCUCCAAGCACGAUGGGUCACAAGAGUAUUCAAAGGACUCUGUAAGAUACCUCCAUCCCAAAAAUUGAUGAUGGAGGCUACUGAAAAGGAACAGCUCAUUAAAAGCUGUUCUAUUUGGACUGAUCAGACGUUGUUCUCACAUCAAAUCCAAGAACUGAAAACAUUAUUUAAAGUUUCUCUCGAGUUUUUAAGAACCUACAACUAUUUAUGGAGAAAAAGCAGCCCAAGGAUGAUCUUUUUGAUAGACUCAAUACUGGUAUUCUGAAUAAGCAUCUCCAGGAUCUCAUGGAGAGCUUGACAGCCAAGGUAUUCCAUACAUACAAUGCCUCCAUCACGCUACAGCAGCAGCUAGAAGAACUCACAGCCCCGGAUGAGAACAUCCCAGCGAAGAUCCUUUCUUAUAACCGUGCCAAUCGAGCUGUUGCAAUUCUUUGUAACCAUCAGAGGGCACCACCAAAAACUUUUGAGAAGUCUAUGAUGAACUUGCAAACUAAGAUUGAUGCCAAGAAGGAACAGCUAGCAGAUGCCCGGAGAAACCUGAAAAGUGCUAAGGCUGAUGCCAAGGUCAUGAAAGAUGCAAAGAUGAAGAAGGUAGUAGAGUCAAAGAAGAAGGCUGUUCAGAGACUGGAGGAACAGUUGAUGAAGCUGGAAGUUCAAGCCACAGACCGAGAGGAAAAUAAACAGAUGGCCUUGGGAACCUCCAAACUCAAUUAUCUGGAUGCUAGGAUCACUGUGCCUUGGUGCAAGAAGUGGGGUGUCCCAAUUGAGAAGAUUUACAACAAAACCCAGCGAGAAAAGUUUGCCUGGGCCAUUGAAAUCGCUGAUGAAGACUACGAGUUUUAGCCAGUCUCAAGAGGCAGGGUUCUGUGAAAAGGAACAGUGUGGUUUGGGAAAGAUGGAUAAACUGAGCCUCGCUUGCCCUCGUGCCUGGGUGAGAGAGGCAGCAAGUCUUAACAAACCAACAUCUUUGCAAAAAGCUAAACCUGGAGAUAUUAUAAGGGACAGCUGAGCCAGUUGUCCUACGGACAACUUAUUUAAAAAUAUUUCAGCUAUCAAAAUUCUAGCUGUAUGAUUUGUUUUGAAUUUUGUUUUUAUUUUCCAGAGGGCAAGUGGAUGGGAAUUUGUCAGCGUUCUACCAGGCAAAUUCACUGUUUCACUGAAAUGUUUGGAUUCUCUUAGCUACUGUAUGCAAAGUCCGAUUAUGUUGGUGUGUUUUUACAGUUAGGGUUUUGCAAUAACUUCUAUAUUUUAAUAGAAAUAAAUUCCUAAACUCCCUCCCCUCUCCCCCAUUUCAGGAAUUUAAAAUUAAGUAGAACAAAAAACCCAGUGCGCCUGUUAGAGUCGUCACUGUCUAUUGUCAUAGGGAUCAAUUUUCAUUAAACUUGAAGCAGUC